AAUGUUUUUUUCCCUCCCAGACGACGUCCGAUGGGUGUGUCGGCCGGAGGUGAUAUUUGAAGGGCUGCGGGCGCGGGCGAGCUGCUGCGGAGCCUGGGGCGCCAGCACUGGGCGAGAGCAUGGCCUCCCGGGACCCUCCGGACACCAGCUACGCCCCGCCCGACGUGCCCUCGGGGGUCGCGCUGUUCCUCACCAUCCCCUUCGCCUUCUUCCUGCCCGAGCUGUUAUUUGGGUGCUGGGUCUGGAUCCUCGUAGCUGCCACCCAGGUUGCAGACCCGUUGCUGCAAGGAUGGGUGAUGUAUGUCUCGCUCACCUCGUUUCUCAUCUCCCUGAUGUUCCUGUUGUCUUACUUGUUUGGAUUUUACAAAAGAUACGAGUCCUGGAGAGUCCUGGACAGCCUGUACCACGGGACCACUGGCAUCCUGUACAUGAGCGCUGCUGUCUUACAGGCACACGCCACCAUCAUUUCUGAGAUGAAGGACCUGAAAAACUAUUUCAUAAACACAGCAGCUUCGUUCUUCGCCUUCGUCACCACCCUGCUCUACAUCCUCCAUGCCUUCAGCAUUUACUACCACUGAAGAGCGGGGAGCCAGGCCGAGCAGGAAACGCUCUUUUAAGACAUGGGUUAUUGGCUCCAAAAGUAGUUUUCAACAUUCACCAUCUGGAUGACAAACAGAAGAUCACCAGAAACAUCAAAUGAGAUGAACAGACCAUCUUUGCAGACUGUGACGGAAUCACACUCUGGCAUAUCUGUUUGGAUGGGUUAAUUCACUGUGAUGAAUAUGAAAACGCUGGGGUCUUUGUUUUUACUUUUGGUUUUUUUGACUGGGAAAGUGUGUCUCCUGGAAUUAUCUGACAAGGAACCUCACUCUCUUAGAAAACUAAGACCCAAAGCCCUCACAGUUGAGAAGCCACACCACCAUUGUCCUGCACGUUUGGGGAUCCUGCCUCAGUGUGAGGUUCCCUGGAGUAGGUUUAUAGGAAUAUCAGUCUUCUUUUCUUAAAAUUGAAAUGGUGCUAUCUACACCAGAUCCGCAGAAGGUGCACAGACCUCGUCCUGUUGUGCGGCUCGCCUCUGCUUCGGAGUGCAGCCCAGGGAAACCUGACAGGGAAGGGCCGUGUGCUCGAGCUGCAUUCCACUUCCCCCUUCCCUUUCCUCCCCACCUCUGGGUUCAAGGGAAAUCUGUGCAAAAUCAACUUUGAGGAUAGAUUUGUGGGGAAGAUAAGUGAUAUGAAAAAAUUUUUGUACAGUAAGACCUGGAGAUGGGGGACAGGGAGAGAAGGUAUAAUCCGCUUCUCCAGUCAGGCCUCCCAGAAGCCUGCAGGGCUGCAGUUCACCAAGGACUCCAAAACCACACACACCCCAUGGGGACUAGACACCACUUGUCCCUCAGAAAAGACCAUCAAGAAACAAGUUAAGACCUCACAUGCAAGGACUCUCUUCUGGGCUCCUGUCAAACCACGUGUGGCACCCCAGGGUCUGUUUUCCUUGGUGUACACCUGCUCCCCGGCAUCUCCUCGAGUGGGGCCAGCUGCGUGGGGCCAGGGCUGGGCUCACACAGGCUGGGAUGGGCCAAGGCAUUGACACUUGGGGCCACUCUCAAAGUAAAGGCUAAUGUUGCCCACACAGAAAUAUAAAAUCAAGGUGCUUGAAUUCAGAGUACAUGUUUUUCAAAAGAAAGCUGUGCUCUCUGGCUUUUCUCCACCUGCCCAGGGAGAGGUCUGAGCCCCUUGUCCUCCAUCUCUGAGCUGGGUCCCCUGACCCAGAUGAGUGGGGCACAGCCCCGUAACCUCAUGUGCCUGCUGCCAUUUGAAAUGAAAUAAAUUAUUACAUGAAA
Messenger RNA from Manis pentadactyla (Chinese pangolin), 1838 nucleotides. It is a transcript of the gene MALL, whose product is annotated as mal, T cell differentiation protein like. Lineage: Eukaryota; Metazoa; Chordata; Mammalia; Pholidota; Manidae. Gene Ontology annotation, cellular component: membrane. The record is from RefSeq and is a predicted model, not a curated record. Gene Ontology annotation, molecular function: structural constituent of myelin sheath. The transcript has 4 exons. Bases 120 to 578 code for a protein of 152 amino acids. Gene Ontology annotation, biological process: myelination.